Molecule: messenger RNA, 1942 nt
Organism: Folsomia candida
Lineage: Eukaryota; Metazoa; Arthropoda; Collembola; Entomobryomorpha; Isotomidae
Product: cytochrome P450 3A12
Exons: 3
Coding region: 53-1588 (511 amino acids)
Molecular function (GO): heme binding; iron ion binding; oxidoreductase activity, acting on paired donors, with incorporation or reduction of molecular oxygen
Source: RefSeq, a predicted model, not a curated record
UAUAUAACACCGAACAGGCUGCCCAACCAACAUUGUCCGACAUUCUUUAACCAUGGCUCUGGGAGACAAGAUUAACACACUUUUCUCCAUCUACUUCAUCUUCCCUCUCGCCAAGGUUUACUUGUACUUGAUCAGAAAUCCUAAAACUCGAGAAUAUUUCGAAUCCAAUGGAAUCCUUUAUCUCGGCGACGUCUCGGUCGACUACGUCAAAAACUUCAUUGACGGGAUUUCCGGUACUAAAUAUUGGAUGAAAGUGUACAAUCGAAUCAAACAGGCGAAUGCUGACCUCGCCGGAUGUGCGAUGGCCGGAUAUAACUUUGUCCUGCCGAGAAACCCAUCCCUCAUAAAAGCAAUUUUGGUAAAGGACGCCUCCCAUUUUGGCAGGGUGGAUACACUCCUCAGUCUAAAAGGGGAUUACUUCGUGUCAAAAUCAUUAAUAUUUGCGCAAGGCGAGGCCUGGAAGAAAACCCGGGCGAAAUUUGAGAGUGCCUUUACACCGAGUAAAAUUAAGCAGAAUUUCGACCAGGUUAACCAAUUCGGAAAAAAUUUGGUGGCAUAUUUGAACCGCGAGUUGGAUAGGGGUACAAAAGCAGGGAUCAAUUUUGGACUUGCCGCGCAUAAAUAUACGCUCGAUGUGGCGGGAUCAACGACGCUAAAUUUGAACACGGGAUCCCUUCAGACACGUGGACCGUCUCAUAUUGAACAAGUCUGGGGGAAAUUUUUUGUCUCGUUUGAUAACUUUUGGAACUGGUGGAAACCCGGGUUCAUUCAGUGGUUUCCCAGAAUUGCGACGUAUUUCAAGAUUACACUGGUUGAUAAGGAAAUUGUGCAAUUUUACCGUCACGUCGCUAAGGGCGAGAUGAAUAACUCGAAUGAAAAUGAGGUCGGAGAUAAGAAUAAUUUCGUCCAACUUGUCCACUCCACGUGGCAGGAACUGUACGGGCGACACGUGGAUAGGCCGGAUGAAGAAGAAUGGAUCGCAGCCAAUUUAUUUGGCAUGACUGUGCCGGGCUACCAGACGACGCCGACCCUGAUAUCGAUGUGUGCUUAUGUUUUGGCUCUGCAUCAAGACGUGCAAGAUAAGCUGAGGGACGAGGUGAACGCUACAUUCGAAUCGAAUGGAGGGGAAUUUAAUUAUGCCGCGGUUAGUCAAAUGAGCUAUGUAGAUAUGGUGAUAAAUGAAACUUUGAGGAUGCACUCGCCCGUGGGAUUGUUGGGGCGCAUGUGCACAAAAGAAUAUCCCGUCCCGGGUACUAAAUAUGUCAUAAAAGUCGGUGACAUAAUCCUAAUUUCAUUAUACGGGCUGCAUUAUGAUGAAGAGUAUCACGAAAAUCCGCAAGUUUUCAACCCGGAGAGGUUUUCCGGAGUAAAUAAGGAUUUUACCUUCCUCCCGUUUAGUCAAGGGCUAAAGAGUUGCAUAGGAAUUUGGAUGGUAAUGAUGCAAACUAAAAUGGCUUUGUGCCACGUCCUGAGAAAUUUCAGACUUACCCCGUCCCCAGACACGCUCAUUCCCAUGAAGUUCGUUAACUCGCAAGUUCCUGUAAUGGAUCCGGAAAAGGUGUUCGUGAACUGUACUAAAAUUGAGUGAUCGUCAAGAGAAUUACGGGGGCUGGAGGAUCCAAGAAACAUAAAGAACACAAUAACUACUUAUGUACUUAUUUAGGCAAACAUGUCAUUAAUCUAAUAAGUACUCAUUUAAAUGAUGCGGAUAAUUUUACGGUCAUGCCAAUCAACAAUAAAGUUGUUAAAAACAUUAUUUUAUUAUUAAACAGUAUACAUAACUGAAUUGAAACGGAAGUCAAUUCAAAUUGAUGGAAAUUUAAUUCUGGUCCGAUCAGCAUUUUUGUUGCCAAUUGUACCUGUACUUAUUUGUAGGUUCAUAUUAAAUUUUGAUAAGUAAUAAAUGUUUGAUUUUUUAUGUACUUUAUCAUUUAUAUCGGCA